Syngnathoides biaculeatus (alligator pipefish) is the source of this 2182-nucleotide messenger RNA. RefSeq names its product aldehyde dehydrogenase 4 family, member A1 (gene aldh4a1). Gene Ontology annotation, molecular function: L-glutamate gamma-semialdehyde dehydrogenase (NAD+) activity. Bases 242 to 1918 code for a protein of 558 amino acids. NCBI's taxonomy places the organism in Eukaryota, Metazoa, Chordata, Actinopteri, Syngnathiformes, Syngnathidae. The transcript is spliced from 15 exons. The record is from RefSeq and is a predicted model, not a curated record.
CGAGCCGUUGUCUCGGUUCCGCGAGGUUAAAAAGUUGCAAGUCAACAUUUAUUGUAAAAGGCGGUGAAUUUAGGGACUAUUUAAAAAGAUGACAACGGCCGGACGAGGAUUCAGAGUCUGCGCGUUGUGACGUCACAGGAGCAGAAAUCCUCCCCGAGCGGUUCCGGAGGCGGUGCCGUUUCGGGCCGGCGGCGAAGGAGUCUCGUCGCACUCCUCUUGAGCUGGUUCCGGUGGUGCGAACAUGCUGCGAGUCCCAGCGGCGGCCGGACGCCACUCGUGGCGGGGUUUGAAAGUUUGGGCCUCUCGCGCCUGCGUGUCGGUGAGGAACGAGCCCGUCCUCCGCUACGAACGCGCAAGUUCCGAAAGACGACAACUGCUGCAGGCGCUGGAGCGGGUCAAGUCCGUCACGGAGGAGAUUCCCUGCGUGGUCGGCGAUGAACACAUUUGGACCGAUGACGUCCGAUACCAAGUGUCGCCCUUCAAUCACGCACACAAAGUGGCAAAGUUCUGCUACGCCGACAAGGACGUGAUCCGCAAAGCCAUCGCGGCCUCGGUGGCGGCGCGGCGCGAGUGGGACCUGAAACCCGUGCGGGACCGAGCGGCCGUCCUCCUCAAGGCGGCGGACGUGAUCGCCGGACCCAAACGGGGCGAGUUGCUGGCCAAGACCAUGGUCGGACAGGGCAAAACGGUGAUCCAGGCGGAGAUCGACGCGGCGGCCGAGCUCAUCGACUUCUUCCGCUUCAACGCCAAACACGCCGUCGAGCUGGAGGAGGCGCAACCGCUGAACGCCGAGGGCAGCGUCAACAGCGCCAUCUACCGCGGCCUCGAGGGCUUCGUGGCCGCCGUGGCGCCUUUCAACUUCACCGCCAUCGGCGGCAAUUUGGCGGGGACGCCGGCCGUCAUGGGCAACGUGGUCCUGUGGAAGCCGAGCGACGCGGCCGUGUCGGCCAGCUACGCCGUCUACCGCGUCCUGCGCGAGUGCGGCCUUCCUCCCGACGUCGUCCAGUUCCUCCCGGCCGACGGUCCCGUCUUCGGAGACGCCGUCACGUCCUCGGAGCACCUGGCGGGAAUCAACUUCACCGGCAGCGUGCCGACCUUCAAGCGCUUGUGGAAGCAGGUGGCCCACAACUUGGACACGUACAAGAACUUCCCCAGGCUGGCCGGAGAGUGCGGCGGCAAGAACUUCCAUUUUGUCCACAAGUCGGCGGACGUGGGCAGCGUCGUGAACGGGACGGUGCGAUCGGCCUUCGAGUACGCGGGCCAGAAGUGUUCGGCCUGCUCCAGGAUGUACGUGCCCGCCGCCUUGUGGCCCGACGUCAAGCGGCGGCUGCUGGCCGCGCUCCGACAAGUCCGCGUGGGAGAUCCCGUGGAAGACUUUGGCGUCUUCUUCUCUGCCGUCAUCGACCACAAGUCGUUUGCUCGCAUCAAGAAGUAUUUAGACGAGGCCAAGCGUUCGCCCGAGCUGGAAAUCAUCGCCGGGGGCCACUGCGACGACUCCAAGGGUUACUUCGUGGAGCCCACCGUCAUCGUCGCCGCGGACCCGCGACACCCCGUCAUGACCGAGGAGAUCUUCGGUCCGGUUCUGUCGGUCUUUGUGUAUCCGGACGCCGACUAUCAAGAGGUUCUGCGUCUGGUGGACCGCACGUCUCCUUACGCGCUCACAGGCGCCGUCUUCGCCCUGGACAAGAACGUACUGGAAGAGGCGUCCGAAAUCUUGAGGAACGCCGCGGGGAAUUUUUACAUCAAUGACAAGUCUACGGGAUCCGUUGUGGGGCAGCAGCCGUUCGGGGGCGCCAGAGCUUCAGGCACAAACGACAAGCCCGGCGGGCCGCACUACGUCCUGCGCUGGACGUCCCCCCAGGUCGUCAAGGAAACGCACGCGCCCCUCACGGAGUGGACGUACCCGUACAUGGCCUGAGGGCCCCGUCGCCGCCGCCGCCGCCGCCGCCGUCCAAUCGCACAAAACCGUCCGGCUUGGUCCCGCCCGUUUUACGCUGAACUGCCGGAAAUGUUUUUAAAAAGUUUUAAAUACGCCUACUGAUCAUGAUUAAUAUUAAUUAUAAAUGUUGGGAAAAUGUGGGCGUGAAGGAUCUGACACGUUUUAUCCCACAAACGCGUUGUAGAUGUUGUGAAACAAUUAUAUUUGGACAGACUUUAAUAAAUGAAAAAAAGUGACAUCACA